GUCAGAUCACACGGACUGUUUUUAUCGCUGCAGCCGGAAGCUGCAGAAGCAUGUCUCUGAUCUCUCUCACUUAGCAGCUUUAUUUUGCUCUUUUUCCUCUAUACUUUAUAUUUAUCUGUUUAUAUUGCGGAGGAUAUUUUUGUGUGAUGCUCAUGUCUGUCUGUCAGAUGCUUCAGCGCCGUCUGGUGUCGAGUGCAGCGGCGGCGCGCCUCUCGUCUGCAGAGCUGCGCAGUCAUCGCAGCGCUCUGUUCUCUAAAGAGCAGGCGCGUCAGAGAUCUCUGUAUCCGCGGACGGAGAAGAUCGAGGUGACGGUUCAGGGGCCCGGCCUACAGGGGACGCUGCUGGUCAUGAACAGAGGCGCGUCGACCCCAUACAGCUGCACACGCCAUCUGACGGAGUGGCACAUGAAGAGCUCUGCUCUGGCUCUGGUGGACGGCCAGCCGUGGCACAUGCACCGACCUUUGACCCGCUCCUGUGACCUCACCCUCCUCACCUUCAAAGAUGAAGACCCUCGGAUAGUCAACCAGGCGUACUGGCGCUCUUGCGCAGCUCUUCUGGGUCACGUGCUCGACGGAGCGUUUAAGGAUGACUUUAGUGUCGAGCUGCUGAAGCUUCCUGAAGUACCAGUGACCGCUGGCGCCUUCUGUUGCGAUCUGGUUCUGGACUCUCGUUUGGACUCCUGGACGCCUUCAGAGGAGAAUCUGCGCAGUUUUACGCGUGACGCGCUGCAGAUGGUUCAAAAGGAUCUAGCGUGGGAACCGCUGGAGGUUUCAUCGUCUGUGGCGCUCGAGAUCUUCUCUCACAGCAGGUGUAAACAGGAGGAAAUUGAAGAAAGAGCAGCUCAAAGUCAGAACGGGACGGUGUCGUUAUACAGGUGUGGAGAUCAUGUGACGGUGAGCGGAGAUCCUCUGGUGUCCAGCACAGGUCUGGUCUCUCAGUAUGAGGUUGUGAGCGUCCAUACGCUGGGAGAGAGCGAGUGGGGCGUCCGGCGCCGGGCUCAGGGGCUGUCGCUGCCCCUCAACCUCACCGCUCAUCAUAAAGCGUGGAAGAUGCUGCGGAAAAGAGCAGAAAGACUAGUGGAGAUUCCCUCCUCCUCCUCAACAGAGACUCCUCCUCUCACAGCAGAGGCCACACCCACUUCCCCGCCCCCUCUGCAGUAAUCCACACCUCCUCACCCAGCAUUCAGUGUUUGUAUUAUAUUGUUGAAUAAACAUGUUUGUAACAUG
Onychostoma macrolepis is the source of this 1226-nucleotide messenger RNA. RefSeq names its product mitochondrial ribosomal protein L39 (gene mrpl39). The transcript is spliced from 10 exons. NCBI's taxonomy places the organism in Eukaryota, Metazoa, Chordata, Actinopteri, Cypriniformes, Cyprinidae. Gene Ontology annotation, cellular component: mitochondrion. Gene Ontology annotation, molecular function: nucleotide binding; RNA binding. The record is from RefSeq and is a predicted model, not a curated record. The coding region runs from base 147 to 1160 and encodes 337 amino acids.